AUGGGACGGCGACACUCCCAACAUGCACCCACUCCUGGUUACUUUGGUUGUACACCUGCGACCUUGUAUUCUCCUAGCCCCGCCCUAGAGCCUGGCCUGCAGCCCGAUCAACUAGGAUUCCUCCCAUUUAGUCUGUGGGAAGAGAGUGUCGACUACGAUGAACGACCACCUAAAUACGUCUGCUACAGUAUCGCAUGGAAGCUUGUACUCAACCGCAAGACGGUGGGUAAAGUGACCGAAGAAGAUUUGGUCGUAGCGAAGUCAUUCUGGAGAACCACCUGGAUCUGGAACUUAUCUUCGAAGAGCCCGACUCUGGAUUCUUUAUUCAGAAGUACUAAAGCGUCUCUGAUUGAGCUGCCGCUCCAUGAUCUCACCUCCCCAUUCAACAUUACCGGCUACCAUUUUGACCACAGUUUCGCUAACUAA
Aspergillus alliaceus is the source of this 426-nucleotide messenger RNA. RefSeq lists its product as uncharacterized. Lineage: Eukaryota; Fungi; Ascomycota; Eurotiomycetes; Eurotiales; Aspergillaceae. The transcript has a single exon. Bases 1 to 426 code for a protein of 141 amino acids. The record is from RefSeq and is a predicted model, not a curated record.